This is a messenger RNA of Anisakis simplex (herring worm), 861 nucleotides long. NCBI's taxonomy places the organism in Eukaryota, Metazoa, Nematoda, Chromadorea, Rhabditida, Anisakidae. The record is from the annotation of a GenBank genome assembly.
GAAAUAAUUGAGCUGGAAUUCGAUAGACUGCCAGAUGAUGCAAAUGAGGUGAUUGCUAUAUUGAGGGGCGAACGUGCUGCUCUUCAUUUAUGGGUCGAUUUAGCUUUGGCGUAUUAUCGGCAUGGAAAUGAGGCGGAUUUUGUUCGAAUACUUGAACUGAGUGGUUCAGAGGCAAAUCUUGACUAUCAGGAAUUUCCAAGAGAUCAAAUGCGUGCAUUGGACACUUUAGCUGCUUAUUAUGUUGUGCAGAGUCAUAAAGAGCGUAAUAAGGAGAAGAAGAAAGAAUGGCAAACGAAAGCAACGUUAUUGUAUACAACAGCUGAUAAGAUUAUAAUGUAUGACACGAAUCAUCUUCUCGGACGGGCUUAUUUCUGCUUGUUGGAAGGCAAAACCGAUCAAGCUGAGCAGCAGUUCAAUUUCGUGUUAAACCAGGUUGGUGAAAAUAUUCCAGCAAUGUUAGGUAAGGCGUGUAUUUUCUUUCAAAAGAAGGAAUUUCGAAAGGCAUUAAACUGCUAUAGAAGUGUUUUACGCAAGAAACCGGAUUGCCCGGCUGAUGUGAGGCUUGGUUUCGGUUAUUGUUUGGCGAAGCUUGGAAAAGCCGAGAAAGCGAGGUUGGCCUUUGAGCGUGUUCUGGAGCUGGAGCCGUUGAAUGUGAAUGCGUUAAUAGCAUUAGCAAUACUCGACAUGAAUAAUCUGGAUGAAGAGGGCAUUCAGAAUGGAGUACAAGCCUUGAGUCAAGCUUAUCAAAUCGACCAAGAAAAUCCUGUUGUCUUAAAUCAUCUCGCAAAUCAUUUCUUCUACAGAAAUGUUCGUUACAUUUCAUUCAUAAUGAUGUUACCAUUCAAAAAGAUUGUCGAAUGA